Onychostoma macrolepis is the source of this 987-nucleotide messenger RNA. Its product is annotated as trace amine-associated receptor 13c-like. Gene Ontology annotation, cellular component: membrane. The coding region runs from base 1 to 987 and encodes 328 amino acids. Gene Ontology annotation, biological process: G protein-coupled receptor signaling pathway. The record is from RefSeq and is a predicted model, not a curated record. NCBI's taxonomy places the organism in Eukaryota, Metazoa, Chordata, Actinopteri, Cypriniformes, Cyprinidae. Gene Ontology annotation, molecular function: trace-amine receptor activity. The transcript has a single exon.
AUGCAUCUAACAGCAGUGAACCAAAGUGAUGUCUGUCAGGAAUAUUUGUGUCCAGAGAAAUCUGUUUCUUUAUCUGUGUAUGUGAUUCUGUAUGUGGCCGCAGCAGCUGUGUCUCUGCUGACCGUGUGUGGAAACCUGCUGGUCAUCAUCUCUGUGAGUCACUUCAAGCAGCUCCACACACCUGCUAACAUCCUCAUCCUCUCUUUGGCUGUUGCCGAUCUCCUUACUGGAGUUGCUGUAAUGCCAUUUCAUUGGACUUUGUUGAUUGAGUCAUGUUGGACUUCUGGACCGGUGAUGUGCUCUGCUUUAAAAAUUGUGAAUUUUCAAGCAACAAGUGUGUCUGUUUACACUGUGGCUCUGAUAGCAGUUGAUCGGUUUUUGGCUCUAAAUUCUCCUUUUCUUUACUCAGAGAAAAUCUCACCCACUGUGAUCUGCAUAGCAACUUUAUUUAACUGGUUGUUUUCACUCAUUUAUAACUUAAUUAUUCUCUUUAUUAAUGGAAACUUCACUGAUGUCACAUGUCCAGGAAUAUGUUUUGCUAUUAUAGAUGGGGUUUCAUCAUUUGUUGAUCUCAUAGUUGUGUUUCUUAUGCCAUGUACACUCAUUAUAAUAUUAUACACUCAUGUUUUUGUCAUUGCUAAGAGACAUGCGACGGCUAUAAGAGCGCUUCAGGUUCACAACAGCACAAGAUCCUCCAAAAACAGAAUCAGUGACAAAUCAGAGCGAAAAGCUGCUAUACUGCUGGGGAUUCUGGUCAUUGUGUUUCUCUUGUGUUUACUGCCAUAUUAUAUUUGUUCUUUAGUGAUUCCAUACAGUAAUCCUGACUUGUUUUAUGUCAGAGAUGUUGCUGUAAUAUUUUUCUUCCUGAACUCCACUAUUAAUCCCAUCAUUUAUGCUUUAUUCUAUCCCUGGUUUCAGAAAAGUUUAAAAUUAAUUUUCACAUUUCAAGUGUUUAAUAAAGACUCAUCCCUGAUGAAUGUGCUGUAA